Messenger RNA from Phanerochaete carnosa HHB-10118-sp, 2066 nucleotides. RefSeq lists its product as uncharacterized. The record is from RefSeq and is a predicted model, not a curated record. NCBI's taxonomy places the organism in Eukaryota, Fungi, Basidiomycota, Agaricomycetes, Polyporales, Phanerochaetaceae. Gene Ontology annotation, molecular function: transmembrane transporter activity. Gene Ontology annotation, biological process: transmembrane transport. The coding region runs from base 84 to 1979 and encodes 631 amino acids. The transcript has 6 exons.
CCACACGCCACUAUCGAGAUCGCUCUUCCUCGCGAAGCGCACGAGACCGCAGCCUUCAGCCGACAAGAGACGAUAAUACCGAUAUGAUUGUCGACGAAGAUGAGCCUGUAACGUUGGAACCUACCGAGACCAUUUCGCCUGUGCGAGCCCACCUCAUCCGCGCUUUGGCAUUGCUCUGUGCUUGCUCCCUGAGCAUCGGAAGCCAUUAUGCUUCAUAUAUCCUCGGCCCGUUAAAGUCACGACUCUCAAGGGAGAUGGGCACGGAUAAUACUGAGUUCUCGUUGCUCAUAUCCGCGUUCUCUCUGAACAGCACCUGGACCCCACUCGUCGGCGGUGUGCUUGCCAGUAAAUUUGGCACGACAUCCACGAGUAUUCUUGCUACUGGUGUCGUCUUUCUUGGUCAACUCUGUCUUCUCAUCGGCAACCUCUCAGGCAGCGUCCGAGUCAUGGCCUUCGGAAUGUUCAUUUUCGGCCUCGGUGUUAGCCCGCUCGCUGUCGUACAGGAAACUAUCAUCGUUCGAUUUUUCAAAUCCCAUGGACUUGGAGUUUCGCUCGCUCUGGGCCUGGUCGCCGGGAAAGGCGCAUCUUUCGUGUCGGCCCGCACCUCAUACCCACUGGCCGAGAAGUUUGGUCCCCACGCACCUUUUUAUGCCGCGACAGGCCUAGCCGCCUUCUCAUUCGCCAUCAACCUCGUCUACUUGUCCGCUUCGAAGUGGCUCGUUAGAGGCGCGGGCGCCGAGCUCGAAGCUAGUGAGCUGCACGCUGAAGCUGAGAGCCAAGCUGCGGACCACGUUCGGACAGGGUCCGUUCAUAGUCUCUCCGAAGCCGAGGCCCUCAAAGAGGUGGCAAAGAAGCGUACGGUCAACCUCCGGGACAUUACCAAGCUGGGCGACGUUUUCUGGGCUUACAUUGGAUUGAAUGUCCUUUGCGGAGCGAUAUGGGCGCCCUUCACGCACCUGUGCGCCAACAUCAUCGAACGUCGAUAUCACCUGGCAGAGAACGAUGCUAGUACUAAGGCAUCGUAUCUGCUUGCCGGCAGCGUCUUCCUGUAUCCCAUCACCGGUUACGUGGUUGAUUGCAUGCGCAAGCGCGGAAUCGUCAUGCGACUAUUUAUGUUGUCAUCCCUCCUCACAAUGGCUUGCUAUUUCUGGCUAGCCCUACCUCCUUCGAUGACUCAGAGUCCUGUUCCUGCCAUUGCCUCCUUUGCGACUGGUCAUGGUUUCUCCCCACUCCUUCUUGUUGUUCUGGUACCUGAGAUUGUCGCCUCCAAAUAUGUGUCAACAACACUUGGUGCGCAUAAGGCUCUGGAACAGACUGGCUCGACCAUCUUCCAAACGCUAGCUGGCGUCGCACUAGAUAUCAAAUCGAAGAAGCCAGCAGCAGAAGUCAUCACCUCGCCUACAAACGGCGAUACUAAAGAUAUCCAAUAUCUCCUCAAUGCCUUUUUGCUUCUCAACAUCGCGCAGUUCGGCGCCCUCAUUGCCCUAGCUCGGUUAGACAGGAAACAGAAAUGGGCCGCGGCCCGGCGUACGGCUGCGCUGCUCCCUCCCAUCCAUGAAGAGGAUACUGAUGCCGCUUCGACCGCGUCGAGCGGGCCUCGCAAAGUGGAGGACGAGUGGCAGCGUUACGAUCCCUCAUCGCCUACACUUGGUGGCAAGUCCGCCACUGGUACUGUGCGGAGUUACAGGAGCAUCGCUGUUGCCUCACCGUCAACAUCUACGGUCGCUGAACAGAGUAUCCCCCUGCUUCGGUCACCGUCCAUAUCCUCUUCCGCGCGUAACAGCAGAUACCUGAGCCUCGCGCCUGGCCAGACAACCGUCAAGAUGGUGCGAUCCAAAAAGGAGGUAAAGCGGGGGGAGAUAUUUGCGAUCAUCAGCGGGCUGUCGAUCGCAUUUGCAUGGAUCUUGUUCAUGGUAGUUGCGUACUUUAGGCUGAGGUCGAAAGAAGAGCGGAUUUCACAUAUAGGAUUGGCUCACUAGAUUUCAAAAUGUGUCAUCUAUCAUCUCCAGGGAUUCAUUUGUACAAUAGCUACAAACUGUGCAUAAUAUAAUUACGCGUGACGACUC